AUGGGUUUUGAGACAGCCCCUAACAGUCCUCUCCUCUCCAACCCGACCCUCCGGUCUCUACCUACCCGACCAAAGAAAAAAGAAGGGGGCUUUGAAACUCGAAAAGUUCAAUGGAAAAAAAAAGGCAACAAUGACGAUGUUGUUUGUGUUACAGGUGGUGCAGGAUAUAUCGGGUCUUGUCUUGUAAAGAAGCUCUUAGAGAAAGGAUAUACUGUUCAUGCUACACUGAGGAACUUGGAUGACCCAAUUAAGGUAGGCCUUUUGAAGAGCCUACUAAAUGCAGACACUAGAUUAAAGUUGUUCAAGGCCGACAUUUAUAACCCCCACGAGUUUGAAUCAGCGAUCAGAGGAUGCAAGUUUGUUUUUCAUGUGGCUACGCCCUUCCAACACAUCGCCCACAGCUCUUCGUACAAACAUACCUCAGAAGCAGCCGUGGCUGGGGUGAAGGCCAUCAUGGAUUCCUGCGUAAGAUCAGGAACAGUGAGGCGUCUCAUCUACACUGCUUCUGUAAUGGCUGCAUCACCAUUGAAAGAGGAUAGUACCGGCUUCAAAUGCUGCAUCGAUGAGUCCUGCUGGACUCCUUCCAAUCUCUCAUUUGCAUAUUGCAACGACUUUACACUGGCAUAUACACAUUCCAAAACACUAGCAGAAAAGGAGGCAUUGAGCUAUAUUGACAAGAGCAGCGAUGGAUUGGAAGUUGUAACUCUUCCCUGCGGCCUGGUUGGAGGAGAAACACUUCUUUCUUACAUACCUGUGAGCGUUGGAGUACUCAUCUCACAACUCACAGGCAACUUGGAUGAAUUCAAUACCCUUUUAUUUUUACAUGAAUUGUUGGGUUCGGUUCCCAUAGUACACGUUGAUGAUGUCUGUGAAGCACACAUCUUCUGCAUCAAUGAACCCUCAAUCCAAGGUAGGUUUUUAUGUGCAACCGGCUGCCUUACAAUUGCAGAGAUGGCCAAUCUCUACCGGGAAAUCAAUCCCCAACUAAGUGUUCAAAGAGAAUUUAUGGAAGGACCGGAGAGAGGAGGUAUCAGGUUCGGUUCUACAAAACUGAUUGAUAUUGGAUUUGAGUAUAAAUAUGAUACAAGGAAGAUAUUAGAAGAGAGUCUGCAGUGCGGAAGGAGGAUGGGCAUUCUCAAUUAAUGAUUGUUUCUAUGUCCCAUGUUUCUGUCUCUUCUCUGUUACCAAGCGUUGAUUGGCGUUUGAUAGAGAUAUAAGACAGUUAGACAAAACGGAUGGUACUUAAUUAAUGCUUUACAUUUUUUUCAGUUA
Molecule: messenger RNA, 1272 nt
Organism: Nelumbo nucifera (sacred lotus)
Lineage: Eukaryota; Viridiplantae; Streptophyta; Magnoliopsida; Proteales; Nelumbonaceae
Product: NADPH HC-toxin reductase 1-like
Molecular function (GO): oxidoreductase activity, acting on the CH-OH group of donors, NAD or NADP as acceptor
Source: RefSeq, a predicted model, not a curated record